UCGAACGAAAAUAGCUUACUUUCGUAACGACAUUUUCUUACUUAAGUUUAGUUUUUUCUGUAGAAAAUCGAAUGUUCGGAUGGUAAGCGUACGUUAGCAGUUUGUACGAGCAGUUUACUCCGUUGGUACGAACCCCGAAAGCCAUGUACACACGUUCAAACGAUGGCCAUGCAUCUGCUUCUACAAACGUUACCGAACGUAAAUCCCAACCAGCGGUCAAAUUCUGCUAACAAUCUAAGCCCAAUUUCGGGCUAGGUUUUCGUAAUGUGUUGAUUCGGUUCGACGGUUUUGUUUGCGUAUUCCACGUGCGUCCGUAAUAGUUAUCCUUACAGUGAAUUAAUUCCUUGUUAGCCGUCGAAACCAAAGCCGUCCGAAAUGUCAUUCCGCGAUUGGAAGAUUGUGCGGGUGCUGGCCGGAAUAGCGAUGCGGAUAUGGGCCGCCAGUGGCGCCGCUCUGUUGUCCGCUUUCCUGAUCUACAUGGUGUACGGUGGCUUUUUUGCGUUUCUUCUGCUUUUGUUUGCAGUUUCGGGUAUUCUGUACCACGCACAAGACAACCUUCUGUACCAUCCAGAGCUGCCGGCCAAUUCGCGCAUAUUUAUACCCGUUCCGUCGAUGCACGGAUUGCCUUACGAAACGUUACACCUGAAGACGCGAGAUGCCGUUUCACUGCACGCCUUCUGGAUUCGGCAUCCAGGCGACAAGGGUCGCUACGUACCGACCAUAGUGUACUUCCAUGGAAACGCCGGUAAUAUGGGCCAUCGGUUGCAAAACGCUAGCGGCUUCUACCAUACGCUACAGUGCAACGUGCUGAUGGUGGAGUACCGUGGGUACGGUCUGUCAACGGGGACACCGAGCGAGAAGGGAUUCUUUGCCGAUGCUCGUUCGAUACUGGAUCAUCUGUUUAGCCGGCAUGAUUUAGACCACGGGCAGAUAAUAAUCUUUGGCCGUUCGCUCGGUGGUGCCGUGUCGAUCGAUCUGGCCGCUGAUGCGGUGUACGGUUCGAAGAUAAUGGGUGUGAUUGUGGAGAACACGUUCACCAGCAUACCGGACAUGGCGGUGGAAUUGAUACACCCGGCAGUGAAAUAUUUGCCACUGCUGCUCUACCGAAACCAGUACCUGUCCGUGGACAAGAUUCAGUUCAUUUCCGCCCCGAUACUGUUCGUUUCCGGCCUGGCCGACACUCUAGUGCCUCCGAGGAUGAUGACGAUGUUGCACACGCGAUGUGGCAGCACCCGCAAACAGAUGCUGCAAAUUGUUGGUGGAUCCCAUAACGACACGUGGGCUGUGAAUGGGUACUACCAGGGUGUAGCCCAAUUUCUUAAGGAGUGUAGAGAAACCAAAGGACCACUACAGACGCCCCCGGUAAGCCACAACGUGUGGCCAAACAUUGAGGAAGUGUGAGGCCACUGCCACUGCCUUACGUUUUGCGCUACGAGCCGGCACACCACCGCACAUAGGCCUGAUACCGUGAUGCUUGCCAAAAAUGUCGGGUCAUAGGUAUACCCGGGUUGAGGGAGGGUUGAUGGAUAGACUAGCAAUUGACCCGGUAAUGAUGAUGAUGACUUAACGCGAUUGUCGGCACGGAACAUUACUGCGGAACCGUCGCCGGGGUGCCUAACUUGCCUACGAAAUGUUCAUCCUAACCGCAAAAAGUUACGCUGCUCGCGGCGAACGCUGUAGCGCCCCGCAAACAAUUAGAAUCUAGCCAACAAGCGCCACAUCGACACACCUGCCUGCGGCCAUAAGGGGAACGCAAUGAGGGACUUUUGGAACAGCACGGGAUUUCUGCAAACAAACCGUAACGGACAUCCGCACCAUCAUUCACGCCCCCCACGAGAGACAGUAAACAAUAAGCGGUUAAAGUUUUGAGCAUUAGCAUAAUAACAAUAUUAAAAUAAUAAAUUAGCGUU
Molecule: messenger RNA, 1910 nt
Organism: Anopheles moucheti
Lineage: Eukaryota; Metazoa; Arthropoda; Insecta; Diptera; Culicidae
Gene: Bem46
Product: protein ABHD13
Exons: 3
Coding region: 376-1401 (341 amino acids)
Cellular component (GO): membrane
Molecular function (GO): palmitoyl-(protein) hydrolase activity
Source: RefSeq, a predicted model, not a curated record